Molecule: messenger RNA, 3359 nt
Organism: Chroicocephalus ridibundus (black-headed gull)
Lineage: Eukaryota; Metazoa; Chordata; Aves; Charadriiformes; Laridae
Product: DPY30 domain-containing protein 1-like
Exons: 6
Coding region: 787-1266 (159 amino acids)
Cellular component (GO): Set1C/COMPASS complex
Source: RefSeq, a predicted model, not a curated record
CAUUUCUAACGCGGAAAGAACCGGGAUAGCGUUCGUGCAACUGAGCUUCAGAAUUAAUACAGACGCUGCAGCCAUUCUUUCCGCUGCAAUUCUUUACGGGGGGGGGGGGGGGGGGGUUAAUAUCUAAUUAAAAGUUGCCAGUAGAACAAACAGCUGGCCACACGAACGUCAGCCGCGGAGCUUGCCAGCCCGGAGGAGGCGGCAGGGCUCUAGGGCCGGACGGCUGUAACCCCGGCCACGGCGGCGACAGCCCGGCUCAACGCGGUGCCCCCUGCUUGGCUACCAACCCCCAGCUCAGCGCUGGCUCAGCUUCCUCAUGCUAAAAUUCCGAGGACAUUUUGUUUCUUAAAUUGCUUUCUAGGCUUUAUCUGCGCGUGUGUAUGUAUCUAUACGCGGACAGAAACAACUAAUCUCCCAGCUGAAGAGGAAGGCCCUGUACGUCGCCGGUGCAUUGCAUCAGGAGCGAUUAAAGAUGUUUCUCACUUUUGCCCGAACCCCUUCUGUUCGGGACCCCUCUGCUCGCGGAGGGACGGCGCUGAACGCAUCGGGCGCGAGCCCGUCCCGAGGGACACCGCACCGCCCGGCCGCGGCUCCGGUGACGGCCCUGCGGCUGGCACCGCCCCCCCGCCGGGCCCUUCCUCCAACUGCGGGCCGCCUACGUAGAGGUCGCGACGCGCUCGCGAGCGGCGUUACAUAGCAACCCGGUGCGUUCUGGCGCCGCUGCGGCCGUUAACGGCGUUGGCGCGGGCGGAGAGGCGGCUGCCGGGCCGGAGACGGGCGAUGUGAAUGGAGUCUCAGUAUCUGAAGAGAUGCCUGGGAAGUUGCUUGAAAAAGGGACUGGCAGAAGUUGUAGAGCAUCGGCCAGCAGAUCCAAUAGAGUAUUUGGCACAUUGGAUUUACAAUUACAGAAGAAUCUUAGAUGAAGAAAAAAAGAGAAUGUUGGAAAGGACUGAGCUUGAACAAGAACGGGAGGCAGCCCUGGUAGAACUUGAAAUGUUAAGAAAAAUGAAGGAAGAAGAGCUAAUGAUCCAGCAGAAACUUGAAGAGCAACGUCAGGGUCAGUUGGAACAAGAACAUGAAAAGUUGGAAGUGCAGAGUGAAGACAACGAAAUGCUGUUACAACGGAAAGAUCAAGAGGAAAAUGAAAAGACAAUAGCUGAACUUACAGAUAGACCUGGAGCGCCUAAUUUGACCAGAGUUGAGGAGCUAGAUGAGAGUGGACAGUCUGAGAGUAUAGCAGAUCUCAUGGAAGAAGCAGAACAAUAAAGUUCCCAAUGGUUCUGAAAGCAGUAAAUAUAUUUUCUACUCAUGACUUGCUGAUCCUGAAGUGUAAUAUCUUAAUUUAUGUAUUUUACACAUAGAACUGAUUUACAUACCCAUUGUUUGAGUUUCUGUGCUUCCUGGGUAUUUAUAUAAAGUCUGUUAAUCCUGGUAUGUCAUGCUUCCUUUUUGUUCAUGAACAAUUGUAGCUAGCGUGACUGACUCAGAUGAUGAAAUCUGCAAUUAAACUUAAAGCAGUAAAUAUAUUUUCUAAUUAUUGCCCAUUGAUUCUUGAAGUGUAACUGUAAUAAUUACAGAUAUAAUUAAUGAAUCAAGAUUAGUUUGGAGUAGAGGCUGCAACAUGAGAAUUUGAAUCAAUAUUAAAAGAGUAAAAAAUUACUGAAAAAGGAUUUUCCAAGAAUUUGAAUGGUUUCUAAUAGAAAGAGGGAAUGCUCUACAUAUUAGAAGAUGAAGAGAGAGUUCUGCACAUCAAACUCGAUGCAGAAAUCAAAUCAGAAAAUUAUCCAAUUUAUCUGGAAGAGGUAAAUUGAACUCUGUAGUUCAUAGACUGUAGACUCAGUAGACAGAUGUACUAAAAGAUCCAGUCUGUCUUUGAAAUCAUGGGGUGCUUUUUGUAACACUAGGUGUUUGCUCUAGGAUUUAUAAUAACCUUUUGUGGUUAUUGUGUGAUAUUAGGUGAGCUGUAAGUGUCUGCAUAUCAGUUUUGAUUAGUCAAGUCUUAAAAUAAUCUUUUCUGCAUUUGUCUUGAAUUGGUAAAUCAAUAAAUUACAUCUCUGUUGUCUUUACCAAAUACCAUUAUUAAUUCUCAAAGCUUCACUUCUAAAAAAAUUUGGAAGAAUAUUUAUCUUGAUCCUUAUUUAUCUAUAAAAAUAAGUUUUAUAAUCCUUAAAUAUUGCAUUAAUUUUUGUAAGGACAAAUUUCCGUAAUCAGUGAUAUCUUGGUACAGGUUGUCAAGAAUGUUCCCUGUCUGUUCAUUAUAAAUGGAAAAGACACCAGCACUAAAGAAAUCCUGUGCUUCUUGGCUAAAACGUGCCUUUUCAUCUCAGUGCCUUCUAAUAAUACAGGUUAGUUGGACAAUUAACACUAAGUCAUUGCCAAUAUUGUAUAAUGAAAAUACUCUUCAUUAAAAAUCCAGUGCAUAGUUAUUGCAUUCACUGCAUUCUUCAGUUCUGGGAUGAAAGCAAUUUUGGGGAUAAUUUCACUUUAAUUUGUUUAUAUUAUAGCUAGCUUUAAGGGGUUUGCUAUCUUUGGCAAACUGUUAAAAAUAUCUAUAUACCCAACAGGCAAAGGUCAAUCAUGUAAUAAAUAUUUUUCUGCUCUAAAUAACUUGUUCAUACUAGGCAUAAUCCUAUAAAUUUUUAAAAAGCUAAGCAGUAUUGAUUUCUUGUAUAUUAAUAUAUUAUUUUCCCCUUAAAAAUAAUAAAGUAUGUUUAUUUAAAAAAUCUUGUUGCCCUCUUUAUUGCCAUAUUGCUUUUGGGAUGCUAUGAAGUGGAAAGUCUUAUAUGAACAUCCUUAAAAUCAAAAGAGAAAAAUGUCACUUUCCAGAUAUAAAUACUUAGAAAUGUUUGUGUAACUUUUUAAGUAAUGAAAAUUUGAACUACUUUUGUGACUAGGCGGUCCGGCUUUGUUGUCUACAUUUAUUCUGAAUUGGUAUACGUUUGCAAUUUCUAUGACAGUCAAGAACCUUUUCUGUGGAAUGAAUAUGCCUUAUGGUUGAUAUCCCAGUAAACUGAUUUUGUCACAGUUUAUGAUAGUAUUUAUUAGUAACAGUUAAUGUAGAAUCAUUUUAUGGCAACAUUUUAAGGUACCACAGUUCUAAUAACACCUAUUAACACUGUACGCACAGCAGCUUCUUGUGCCAAUCUCAAAGGGGUGGAGUAACCAGGUAAAUAGAUGGAGUUUCUUUUUUGAGGCAGUAUGUAUAAGUGAAUCUUGUUAUUUAGAUUAAAAUUUUCAAAAAUUGCUAAGUAACUUGUUACCAUUUACAUUUUAUGUCCAAUUAUGCUGACUAUGAAAAUUUCAGCCAUCACACAGUUUUCAUAUUUAAUUAGGAAAUAGGUUCAAGUUAUAAAACAGUA